CCGACACACUACUUUCCAUAGGCCGUGGAUUACAUACCCCAGCCCGGAUAUGAGUUUGACAUCUUGAUGGUGCCGUCACAGGCGUGAGGAAGCCUAACACUAGCUAGCGGCCGUACUGGUGCGGCUAUUUGUCAAGACCUGACAACAAGUGAAGGAGUUACCCUGAAAUCGUGCUGGAGUGUCUACAGAUCGAACGGGGGAGGCUGAGCGUGGCUGGGGAAGGCCCGAUCAAAGUGUUGUUAUCCUGGUUCAAUUUACGUCACUUGUUGGCAGAUAAAAGUAACAGGAGGACAGAGUUCUCUCACAAGUUGUCCGGCUUGGCACUUCAGAAGGUUUGGCUAAACCCCUGGGCAAUUUACAAGUAAGCCCUGAUCCACAUCAGGGUGAAGAUUUAGAUAACAACUGAUAAGCUCAUCAUUUUGGAAAGGCAAAUAAACAGCCACUGCAGAGCAGCUUAUAAAUACAGUGUUACAUUGUGAUUUCGGCAAGUCAUCCACAAACCAUUCAACAAGAGGUAACAGAGGACAUCAAACAUAAAAUAACAGAGGACAUCAAACAUAAAAUAACAGAGGACAUCAAACAUAAAAUAACAGAGGACAUCAAGCUUCAAGUAACAGGUGACAUCUAGCGUGAAGUAACAUAGGAGAUCUAGCCCAAAGUAAAAGAGGAACAUCUGGCGGGAAGUAACAGAGGACAUCUGGCGUAAAGUAACAGAGGACAUCUGGCGUAAAGUAACAGAGGACAUAUAGUGUGAAUUAACAGAGCACAUAUAGCACAAAUUAGAAGAGGACAUCUGCAGUGAAGUAACAGAGGACAUCUAGCACAAGGUACCCAGCGAGGAUGGCGCUGCUACUGACGUUCCUUGUUGCAGGUCUGCUCUCGGCUGUUUCAUGCCAACAGAAGUGUUUACGAGGGAACCACCACAAGCCUUUGCCAAGCGCUGAGCCCGACCUCAUGGAGUGCACUCUCUACUCUGAAUCUUCCUGUUGCCGUCGUAACCUGACAGAGAAACUCUCUCACUCUCUCACUGAAUUGGAUAAUUUUUACUGGAACAGAUGCGGAAACCUCAGCAAAUCGUGUGAAGACUAUCUGAAGAAGAUAGAGUGUUUCUAUCAAUGCUCUCCAUCUGUCGCUCACUGGGCUCACCCCAAUAUAUCUGUCGCUAUCCAGCGUGUUCCUCUUUGCCAGUCCUUCUGCGAUAACUGGUAUAAUGCUUGUCGGUCUGACAUGUGGUGCGCCUACAACUGGCUGACUGACUGGACCUUCGAUGAUACUGGAAACCACUGUAAAAACAUCUGUAUCCCCUUCCAUGAGAUGUACGCUAACGGCAUCGAUGUCUGCCAGCACAUGUGGGGCAACUCAUUUGCGGUCAGUUCGUCCCCGUGCCGCUGCCUGGACAUGACGGAGACAGAUAGGAAUGUGAUGAAGUACAUACUAGAGGGGGACGACAAGUCAGAGGAGAGUGGUGAAGAGGAAGCCUGCAAGCCCAGACUGCACAGAAGCCAGGAACCUGAUGACAAACAAGUGAAUGACUGAGAGUAAUGAGCAACGUACACUACUGGGGGCUAUGUGCAGCCACCUCAGCCUCCAGGGUGACUGAUAUAUAGCUUUGUUAAUUUUACUGAAUCUCUGAUGAAUAAAGUUGCCCCCUUACCCUUUAGCAAGUGGAUCUCUUUAAACCCUUAGUUACCAAACAAGGCUGCAACAAAUUGGUGUGAAAUGUGUUGUGGCCCUCUGUGGCAGCUGUACGGUUAAAGCUUUUAGCUCUGACUGCAUGUUGUACUAGCUCAUUAGCUGCUCACUAGCACAGAGAGUAACCAGUCUCUCUUGUGUCUCACAAGAAACUCCAGUCGUGGUUCCUCUCAAUAACAUCUCUAAGUCUGUGCUCUGACUGCUUGUGUCUUUGCAGUAAGAUGUCUGUUGGGAUAAUCCAAUAUGCAAAAUGAGAGAAAACCCUCACACAGGUAAUAUACUCACCAGGGUUUGUUAAGGCUCACUCAUAAUAAAUCACUGAACUCGCAGAGGCAGACCCUUUUUGUGCUCAUUAAAAAAAGACCGAACCAUUUACUCCUCAGAGAGGCAUCUCAUAAAGUGAAAAAAAAUCUAUAAAAAGCAGCUCUUUGCAUAGGAUUAAGAUGUAACAAUGCACUGCUAAAACUUGUGUGUGUGUGUAAGUGAUUACAAAAUAAAAUGUGUUUCUGUCGCUUCCA
This is a messenger RNA of Bombina bombina (fire-bellied toad), 2210 nucleotides long. Its product is annotated as riboflavin-binding protein. NCBI's taxonomy places the organism in Eukaryota, Metazoa, Chordata, Amphibia, Anura, Bombinatoridae. The record is from RefSeq and is a predicted model, not a curated record. The coding region runs from base 841 to 1536 and encodes 231 amino acids. The transcript has 7 exons. Gene Ontology annotation, cellular component: external side of plasma membrane. Gene Ontology annotation, molecular function: riboflavin binding; riboflavin transmembrane transporter activity; signaling receptor activity.